AUUGGCUACUAAACUAGUAUUUAAGACACACUCAAAAUAAUGUUUUACACAACCCAUAUUCAUCAAGAGCUAGCAACUGAGCCAACUCAUCAUCUCUUUAUAAUUUCCUUUGUCGAAAAAUGGUGAAAUUGACUUUGGGUAGCUUUGGUGACUGUUUCAGCUCUACUUCUCUCAAGGCCUAUCUUGCUGAGUUUAAUGCCACCUUUAUUUUCGUUUUUGCUGGUGUUGGAUCUGCCAUAGCUUUCGGUAAGCUGACUAGUGGAGGAGCUUUGGACCCAGCUGGGCUUGUAGCUAUAGCAAUUGCUCAUGCAUUUGCACUGUUUGUUGGAGUGUCUAUUGCUGCAAACAUCUCAGGUGGACAUUUGAAUCCAGCUGUCACCUUUGGAUUGACCAUCGGCGGCCACAUCACCAUCCUAAAUGGCCUUCACUACAUCCUUGCUCAAGUCUGGGGUUCCAUCCUAGCUUGCUUUGUCCUUAAGUUUGUCACUGGAGAGAGUAUCCCAACCCAUGGAUUGGGCGCUGGAGUAGGAAUAGGUCAAGGACUAGUUUUCGAAAUCAUCGCCACCUUCGCACUGGUCUACACCGUUUACGCCACAGCUGCCGACCCCAAGAAGGGCUCACUCGGAACCAUUGCCCCAAUCGCUAUUGGAUUCAUUGUUGGUGCCAACAUCCUUGCCGCAGGCCCAUUCAGCGGUGGAUCCAUGAACCCAGCCCGCUCAUUCGGCCCAGCUGCUGCCUCUGGAGACUUCUCACAGAUCUGGAUCUACUGGGUCGGCCCACUUAUCGGUGGUGGGCUCGCUGGCCUCGUCUACGGUGACAUCUUCAUUGGCUCUUAUGCUCCAGUUGCUUCUUCUGAAGACUAUGCUUAAUCUUAUCUAAUAUUUUAAUUUAAUUAAAAUGGGGGAUUGGGUUGGUUGGUUGGGUUUGUUCAUUUGCUUUUUUUUUUUUUCUUGUGAAUUGGGAUUUUUCAUUUUGUGGUCUUCGAAUUUUAAUUUCAUAAAAGGAGAAAAAGAAAUUGUUAAAAAAAAUGCUUGUUAUUUGUUAAUAAUUAAGCUGUAUAUUACUACUACUACUAUGAGAUCAAUUUGUUUGGAAUUUUAAUUAAGAAGCCUUUUCUUUGAUGA
This is a messenger RNA of Cannabis sativa, 1124 nucleotides long. RefSeq names its product probable aquaporin TIP2-2. Gene Ontology annotation, cellular component: plant-type vacuole membrane. The record is from RefSeq and is a predicted model, not a curated record. Bases 120 to 869 code for a protein of 249 amino acids. Gene Ontology annotation, molecular function: water channel activity. The transcript has 3 exons. Gene Ontology annotation, biological process: transmembrane transport; water transport. Lineage: Eukaryota; Viridiplantae; Streptophyta; Magnoliopsida; Rosales; Cannabaceae.